AUGAAUCUAAACGAUACUGAAAUAGUCUGGUCUAUUUUGAAGAAGAGUGGCUUUCAGAAGACUGAUAUAGAAGAUGAAGCCGAUAUAUUUCUAGUGAUGACUUGCGCGGUCAGAGAAGGCGCCGAGAGUAAGAUUUGGCACAGGCUAGAUCACUUAAGGGGAUUUAAGAGAAGACGCGCGUUAUCGAAGAAUAAGCAUAAACCAGUAAAGAUUGGUAUAUUGGGGUGCAUGGCAGAGCGAUUGAAAGAAAAGUUAAUUGAAAAGGAAAAAGCUGUUGAUGUUGUUGCAGGUCCCGAUAGUUAUAGAGACCUUCCUAGGUUGCUAGCCCUUACCAAUAGUGGCCAAACAGCUGUAAAUGUUCUACUCUCCCUUGAUGAGACAUAUGCGGAUGUGAUGCCAGUAAGUUUGAAUCAGAACAAUGUAUCUGCAUUUGUGUCAAUUAUGCGUGGUUGCGAUAAUAUGUGUACAUAUUGCAUUGUGCCAUUUACGAGAGGUCGUGAGCGAUCAAGGCCGGUCACUUCACUGCUGGAAGAAGUGAGACACUUAGCAGGGAGGGGAGUGCGAGAGGUAACUCUGCUAGGGCAGAAUGUGAACAGUUACCGAGACGUGACACAGCAAACAGAACCUGUUGAGACAAAAUUGGCUGAAGGCUUCAAGACUGUGUACAAAACUAAGAAAGGAGGUCUUAGAUUUGCGGAUUUACUGGACAAAGUGUCUGCAAUAGACCCAGAGAUGAGGAUAAGGUUUACUGCAGCCCAUCCAAAGGAUUUCCCUGAUGAGGUGCUGCAGGUGAUAUCGGAGCGGCCCAACAUCUGCAAGCUGCUGCACCUGCCCGCGCAGUCGGGCAGCACCGCGGUGCUGCAGCGGAUGCGGCGCGGCUACUCGCGCGACGCCUACCUGCGCCUCGUCGACGCUGCGCAGAGGCGCAUCCCGGGCGUUGGUUUCUCGACGGACAUGAUCUGUGGCUUCUGCGGUGAGACUGAAGAAGAGUUCCAGGAGACAUUGUCCUUGAUGGAGGCCGUCGACUAUCACAUCGCUUACCUGUUCCCUUACAGCAUGAGGGAGAAAACCGCAGCGUACCGCCGCUACAAGGACGACGUGCCCGACUCGGUGAAGAGGGAGCGGCACGGGCGGAUGCUGGAGGUCUACCGGCGGAAGUGCCAGGCGCUGAACGAGGCCGAGGUGGGGCGCACGCACCUGGUGCUGGUCGAGGGCGUCUCCAAGAGUGGCCAGCUGGUGGGCAGGAACGAGCUGUACCUGAAGGUGGCCUUCGACCAGGCGCAGCUGGACGCGCAGGACGGGGGGCGGAGGCCCGCGAGGGUGGGCGACUACGUGGCGGUGAAGAUCACCGGCGCUAGGGCCUCGGUUCUGAGCGGGGUGGCCCUGCGGCACACCACCCUGACGAGCUUCUACCGGCACGUCGGCUGGGGCGGGCGGGCCGCUUUGACCCAG
This is a messenger RNA of Iphiclides podalirius (scarce swallowtail), 1452 nucleotides long. The record is from the annotation of a GenBank genome assembly. Lineage: Eukaryota; Metazoa; Arthropoda; Insecta; Lepidoptera; Papilionidae.